AUGAAUUCAAAUCAGCAUGAUUUAUAUCAGCGAUAUCAUGAUGUUAUUGUAACAGAUAAUACUUUGAGAACAAAUAAGUAUUCAAUGGCUCUUUGUUUGUUUGUUGUUUUUGAACAAUUAUUAAAUGCAAAUGAUAAAAUUUUACCAACAGUUCUUAUAAGCAAUGCAGAUACAGGACUUGAUGCAGCAGUAAAAACCUUUUUAUCUACUAUAAAACAUAUUCACUAUAUAUUUCAUAUUCGACAAAAUUUGGAUCGGCAUAUUCAAAGUUUUUUAGGCAAAAAUUAUAAUGAAUUUUUAGCUAAAUUUUAUUUAGCUUAUAAUAGUUUAAAUGAAGUUAUUUUUAAAGCUAGGUGGAAUCAAUUAAUUGAAUUAUUUCCUUUUACCAAUAGCUAUUUAAUGGAAAUGCUAGAUAAAAUUAAAGAAUCAUGGACAAAAACAUUUAUUUGCACAGAUAUCGAACAAGAAAAUAGUCAAGAUAUAAAUGAUCAAGCUGAUAGAGCACAAAUUUCAUUGAAAUCUCUUGUUAUGAUUCGUAGUACAGAGACACAAUUUAAUAUUUCUUUAAUUAGAAAGCGAUGGUUUAAAUUAGAAAAUCAAUCUGAUAAUGAUAAUUCUGAAGCUAAAUCUAGUCUUAUAUGUGUAGAACAAGUAUUUAUGAAUAUUAACGGAAACUUUUCAUAUAUUGAUAUAUCACAAUCACUAACAGUUCUUGAUAUACUUAGAAAUAAGGGCUCAAUGGAUGAUAUUAAUUUAAAAAUUACAGCAUGUUAUUUAUAUAGUGAUUUAUUUGAACUUGGCUGUAAAAUAGCUCAAGUUGCUACUGAAAAACAACAAUUUGAUGUAUUAGAAGUCUUCAAUUAA
Dentiscutata erythropus is the source of this 864-nucleotide messenger RNA. The record is from the annotation of a GenBank genome assembly. Lineage: Eukaryota; Fungi; Glomeromycota; Glomeromycetes; Diversisporales; Gigasporaceae.